Aureobasidium pullulans EXF-150 is the source of this 1588-nucleotide messenger RNA. RefSeq lists its product as uncharacterized. NCBI's taxonomy places the organism in Eukaryota, Fungi, Ascomycota, Dothideomycetes, Dothideales, Saccotheciaceae. The transcript is spliced from 2 exons. The coding region runs from base 374 to 1339 and encodes 321 amino acids. The record is from RefSeq and is a predicted model, not a curated record.
AUCCAUCGACGGGUACGCAUCACUUUCCUUUGCUAUUUCUUGUUUCUGCGCGGCCGAGGAAUGAGAUUUGAUUGUCGUCGAGAAUCGAGAAGAUGGACUGUGAUCUGCCUAUCCGUGUUUCCGAUGUUCUGCAAAGCCGAUUCAGGUAGCCUGUUCUGACACAUUCAAAGACAGACAGAUUUUGGGCGACGUCUAUCUUCAGGCUUUCAUAGAUAAGGAAGCGCGCUUCUCAGCAAGCAGCGCCCUGUCUGUGUUCAGUGCUGUUACCGCUUUUGCUCCACGAUACACACUGCAUCGGCCACCGUCGGCUUAAGUUGCAUGUCAACCACAUUCGUUUUAUUUCAAAUCACACCCCUGCCCUCGUCUGCUGAAGAUGAGCCCUCCACAACAACAUGCACGCAACACGACGUGCAACACUCGUCGAGCCGCACCUACCCAUGCACGUCCGCUAAGACCUCCCCCACUGGGUCCUCGAAAGAACAGCCACUCGGGUCAAUCAAAGAAGAGCCCUGUGUGCAACAAGACCAGUACUAGUACCACUUCUGGCAAGACUCAAAAGAGAGACGCAGACACCAACGCAGAGGACGAAGACAUGGCUGGCCUUCCUCAAUUUUGUGCUACUUGCGAGAAGCAGAUCCUCACACCUGCCUGCAACUCAAUCUUGUACUGCUCCGAGAGCUGUCGCAGAAAGGACCACAACAAGCCUCUGAGUCAUUCCAUCUUACCGUCGGAACCCUCGCCGCAACCUACAACACCCCGGAGUUCGUACUUCUUCGACGACCACAACCAGCACGAGAUCCUUCCCAUGCGAUCGCCAACCGUCGUUCGACCACCGUCCCUGGCUUUCUCUGACGAUAGCUCCGACCUGUCCGGCAACGAAGAGCAUCCCAUGUAUCGUCGUAGCGAGAGUGAUGGAUCUCGCUAUCUCUCCCACUACCGCCACAGCUCAGGCGAGCAUAGCCCUCGUCGCGCGAGCUAUGAGCCCUACACGCCGUCGCUGUCACACACCCCGGGCUCACUUUUGAGUACCGUUGGAUCAUACCUCUCCACUCGCCCGCUCCCGGGUCGCAAAAACCCUUACAGUGCUUCUUUCAGCUCUCUUUCGGUUGACCUCGUAACGCCUGUCGUCAACACAGAGCCACUCACCGCAUCGACGGAUCUCGCUCACCAGAAUGCUUCCCUUCGUAGCAGUGCAAGUACUAGCACUGCGUUUCGUGUUGUCGAGGGAGAGAUGAGCUACGACAAGAAGGACUAUGCGUCCGGCACUUCGCCCAGCAAGGGUAGCCUUCGACAACUUUUCUUCCACGAAGCGAUGCAGGCUCCUCCUAGACAUGAGUAGCAUGCUCGCUACUCUUAGACUUGAUCCACAAGGUCAUUUUUUCUUAUUGCAUAUCGGUUUUAAUUUCACGAGGUCAUGAUGGAUAAGAUUAGGGCGAGCAACAGCAUUUGCAUAUGGUACAGCAUGGGUCAAAGGCUCUGGAUUGAAUAAUGGGGAGUUUAUCAUCGGACAAAAAGUGAUUUCAGCAAUUUACGAAUACAAUGUGUUAACUGAAACUGACGAUACUCACAUCUUGAUGUUGGAUAGACG